UGGACGGGGAACACAACAUCACCGAUCGGUGCGACUUCUUGGGAUUUUUGACUUUGCAAAUCUACGUGUGACUUAUGAUUUAUCGCAGCGAUGCCGAUUAGAAGCGGCCAGAGGCCAAGUUUGACGCAGAGUCUUGAUCGCGAGAUAUACCAAGUUGUUCGCAAAAUCGCUGACGAGCAGGCCGAGCGUGAGGAUGGCGGGAAGAGGCUUUCUACAUCGGUAGUAUACGACAGCAUUAAGAAUUCGAAUUCAAGUCUUAGGCGCAGACCGAAGAAGUUGCUCGAUGACUCGAUCGACCGUGUUCUACUAGUUAUAAAAGAGGAGCAGGAUGAUAGCGAGGCUUCGCUGGAUGGGGAUUUUGAUGGGAUCGCCGAUGCUGUACCUGUACUGAAGGAGCACAAUGUCAUGAAUAGGAGCAUUACGAAGUUGUGGGCGCAACCGAAGGCAUCCCUCACACCGAACACACAAUCAGAUGCCUUAACGACGGGACAAACUACACCUUCAACUCCAACCCAGGCACUCGAUGGAGAUGCGACGACGCCGGGCAAGGCGGACAGACAUACCAAUGGAGAGCCGCACAAGAAGCGCCGCAAGGCAGAGAGAGAGCCAAAGAAAGAAGUCGACCGCACUCCACCCGCAGACAUCUCCCUCGCCAACCUCGGCGGUGUCGACGCAGUGAUCGAAGAGCUGAACGAACUCGUCGCCAUGCCCAUGCUCUACCCCGAAACAUACCUCCGUACCGGCAUCCAGCCGCCCCGCGGUGUCCUCCUCCACGGCCCGCCCGGAUGCGGCAAGACUAUGAUCGCUAACGCCUUCGCAUCCGAAAUAGGCGUCUCCUUCAUCCCCAUCUCGGCGCCCUCGCUCGUAGCCGGCAUGUCCGGCGAGUCUGAGAAGAAGAUCCGCGAGAUCUUCGACGAGGCGAAGAAAAUGGCUCCCUGUCUUGUCUUCAUCGAUGAGAUCGACGUUAUCAUGGGGAAGCGUGAGAGCGCGCAGCGUGAGAUGGAGAAGCGUAUUGUUGCGCAGAUGCUGACGUGCAUGGACGACAUGGCGCUGGAGAAGACGGACGGGAAACCUGUCAUCAUCAUCGCUGCCACCAACAGACCCGACAGCAUUGACCCCGCGCUCCGCCGCGCGGGACGCUUCAACAAGGAAAUCAACCUCGGCGUACCAAACGAGGCGUCGCGCGAGAAGAUCCUGCGUGCGCUGACGCAAAAGCUCAUGUUACCCGAUGAAUUCGACUUCCUCAAGCUCGCCAAGAUGACUCCCGGUUUCGUCGGCGCGGAUCUCAAUGAUGUCGUCUCGGUCGCCGGCACAGAAGCGAUGAAGCGCAUGAUGACAGCUCUCAAGCAGCGCGUCGUAGACACCCCCCUAACUCCCCCAACGGCACUCACAACAGAUGUCAUGGAAAUCGAUAGCAUCCUCACUGCCGCCUCUACCUCCGCCACUACUACCACCUCCACCGACCUAACCGCACACCCGACCCCCCUCUCCGCCCCACUCCGCCUCCUCCGCAGCCUCGUCAAGCACGCCGGCGAAACACCCCCCGACGGAGACUUCUCAAUUACCUACUCCGAUUUCCUCGCCGCCAUCCCCAAAGUCCAGCCCUCCGCGCGCCGCGAGGGAUUCGCUACCAUCCCCGACACGACGUGGGCGCACAUCGGGGCUCUGCACACCGUGCGCGAGCAGCUGACUAUGGCCAUCAUCGAGCCCAUCCGUCGCCCCGCCGCCUUCGCGCGCGUGGGUAUCACAGCCCCAACUGGUGUCUUACUCUGGGGACCGCCAGGGUGCGGUAAGACGCUCCUAGCGAAGGCGGUAGCGAACGAGUCGAAGGCGAAUUUCAUCUCCAUCAAGGGCCCUGAGCUACUAAACAAGUACGUCGGCGAGUCCGAGCGCGCAGUCCGACAAGUCUUCGAGCGCGCGCGCUCCUCCGUCCCCUGCAUCCUAUUCUUCGACGAGCUGGACGCUCUCGUCCCCAAGCGCGAGGACUCGUUGUCUGAAGCAAGCAGCAAAGUCGUCAACACGCUGCUCACCGAACUGGACGGCCUCAGCAGUCGCGCGGGCAUCUACGUCGUCGCCGCCACGAACAGACCGGACAUGAUCGACCCCGCGAUGCUGCGCCCGGGCCGCCUGGGGACGAGCGUCUUCAUCGACUUGCCGAAUGCCGAUGAGCGGGUCGAGAUUCUGCGCGCGCUGUAUGCGAAGGCACUGCCGGGGGCGGUGAUGGAGGGGUUGGAGGAGGUGGCGAGGGAUGGGAGGGCGGAGGGGUAUUCGGGGGCGGAUUUGGGGAAUUUGCAUCAGGCUGCUGCGGUGGCGGCGUUGAGGAGGGAUGGGGGGAGUGAGGAGGUCAGGAUUGAGAGGGUGGAUUGGGAGGUUGCGCUGGGUUCGGUGAAGCCGAGUGUGAAGGAUGCGGGGAAGUAUCGGAGGUUGAAGGAGAGGGGGAUGUAA
This is a messenger RNA of Pseudogymnoascus destructans, 2445 nucleotides long. RefSeq lists its product as uncharacterized. Gene Ontology annotation, biological process: ribosome biogenesis. The record is from RefSeq and is a predicted model, not a curated record. The transcript is spliced from 2 exons. Lineage: Eukaryota; Fungi; Ascomycota; Leotiomycetes; Thelebolales; Thelebolaceae. Gene Ontology annotation, cellular component: nucleus. Gene Ontology annotation, molecular function: ATP hydrolysis activity; ATP binding; RNA binding. The coding region runs from base 91 to 2445 and encodes 784 amino acids.